Messenger RNA from Eublepharis macularius, 3745 nucleotides. It is a transcript of the gene FBH1, whose product is annotated as F-box DNA helicase 1. Bases 80 to 3142 code for a protein of 1020 amino acids. NCBI's taxonomy places the organism in Eukaryota, Metazoa, Chordata, Lepidosauria, Squamata, Eublepharidae. Gene Ontology annotation, biological process: replication fork processing; double-strand break repair via homologous recombination. Gene Ontology annotation, molecular function: protein binding; 3'-5' DNA helicase activity; DNA binding. Gene Ontology annotation, cellular component: nucleus. The record is from RefSeq and is a predicted model, not a curated record. The transcript has 21 exons.
GUCGUAUUCCAGGAAGCAUGUUACGUUGAGCGCACCAUAAAGGAGCCUGGAGGCUGUUUGGAAACUUCGCCAGGAGCAGAUGAGACGUUUUAAGCACCUUCGCCUCUCAGCCGCUGACUGUGACAUUCUGAACCAGAGCCCAGAAGGCACCGCACCCUUGACACAGCCUUUCAGCCAGAGGCAGAGCAUACGAGACUCCAGCCAGGGUCUCUACCCUACUUACCGGACCAAGAAGCAUCAAAGAGGAGCUGGCCACCAGAGGACCAUCACCGAUUACUUCAGAAGCAAGGCCCAGCCGUCACAAUGUGCACUUGACAAGCCCCAAAGUCACAAAAUCAAAGCUGAAGAUUCCCCAGAAUCCUGUUCCCUUCUCGGCGGGGAAGGGAGCGUGGCCCCAGCGGCUUCCCCCGAAUAUCCACUUUUCUCCCAGAAUAACAGUAGCUGCCAUGUGGACAGCAGCCAACGGGACCAGGAUGUGAGAACUUUGCCAGACAGGAUCUCUGAGCAGCCUCCACACCAGGCCGGAAUCAAAGAGGAGGUUGAAGAUAUGGAGUUCGAUCCUCUUCCUGAUGCGUGUUUUGGGCUCCUGGGAACUCUGUGUUGGAGCGAGCCUCAGGGACAUAUUGACCAGCUGCCCGAUGAAGUUCUCAGAGCGAUCUUUGCUCUCUUGCCCGCUGUGGAUCUCUACCAAAGCCUCAGUCUGGUCUGCCAUCGCUGGCGACGGAUCAUCUCAGAUCCACAGUUCAUCCCUUGGAAAAAGCUGUACCUGCAGUAUUUGAAAGCGGAAGCGCAAGCCCUGCUGACAGUUAAGGCCGUUCAACGGCGAUACGGCCUCACCAAAGAGCAGAGCCAGUGCAUGCUGGGAUUGAUACGGUGCGUCGCUGGCAUCAAGAGCCGUAAGCACCGGGACUCCCAAGCCAUCCUGGAGUGUUUGAAGAGCCACCCACUCUUUCCCGUGGCCGAAAUCUGCAUUGUCAAGCGACUGCCUGAUUUGGAGAGCCCGAACGACGGAAUGCCAAAUGUUUGGGCUGUGAUAGCAGCUAUUGUACUCUUCUCUGGAGCUCUCGGUGACAUCCAGAAGUUGGUGGCUUGCCUCCAGAGACCCAGUUGCUCCCUCUCACUUGUGGACAUCACAGAGGCUUUGUACUGUAUGGCCACCCUUCUUCACGCCAUGCGGGAAGGCGGUGUUAAUGUCAGCAAUCGGAUUCACUACAACAUUUUCUACUGCCUGUGGCAAAUGGAGAACUCCAACUGUAGCACAACCGUCAUAAAACCAGCGAUAUCCAGUGCAAGCUAUGAAAGCCACCGGGGCUGCAGCGCUAACUCUAACAUCCAGCCAACCUACGAGCAGCAGCAGAUCUUAAACCACGCCAUCGUUCCAGGGCAGGUGGUGAAAAUCAUGGCUUUCGCAGGGACUGGGAAGACUUCCACUCUGAUUAAGUAUGCCGAGAAGUGGUCCAACCUCCGGUUCCUGUACGUGGCGUUCAACAAGACCAUCGCAGAGCAGGGCGGUCGGGUAUUUCCCCCGAACGUGACGUGCAAGACGAUCCAUUCCUUGGCCUUUGCAGAAGUUGGCAAGCUUUACAGCCGGAAAGGCAAGCUGAACGUCGGCUCUCUGAGCUCCUACUGGGUCAGCUUCGUCCUCGAGAACCGCACGGGGCAGUCUCUCUUCAUAAGAGCCAAGUCAGUCAUCCAGACCCUCACGGCAUUUUUUGCCUCCCCGGAUACGGCCAUCACUUCCGAGCACACGCCCAUCUGGUGUAAGAACACCCACGGAGAGAGGGUUCUUGUCCAGGAGGAAGAGAAGAGAAUCGUAAUUGAGGAAGCAAACCGUAUUUGGGACAAUAUGAGACGUCUGACCCCGACAAAAGAGAUGGCGCACAAGAUGACCCAUGAUGGUUACUUGAAGCUUUGGCAACUUAGUAAGCCUCGGCUUUCCGACUACGAUGCCAUUUUUGUCGAUGAGGCCCAAGACUGCACUCCUGCUGUUAUGGACGUGGUCCUUUCCCAGCCCUGUGGCAUCAUCUUGGUAGGAGACCCACACCAGCAGAUCUACACCUUCCGGGGGGCCGUCAAUGCCCUGGAGAAGGUGCCACACACCCACCUCUUCUACCUGACGCGGAGUUUCCGAUUUGGUCCUGAGAUAGCGUACAUCGGAGCUUCCAUUCUUGAUAUCUGCAAAAAAGUUCGAAAUAAGACCCUGGUGGGCGGCACCCAAGAGGGUGACGUCACUGGGAGAGAUCCGGGAGGAAAAGUGGCCAUCUUGACCCGGAGCAACCAGAUGGUCUUUGAUUCAGCCGUGCAUGUCACUAGAGCAGAACCGCCUGCUAAAAUACACUUGAUUGGGGGUCUUCAAGCCUUUGGCCUUGAGAAGAUUCGGGAUAUUUGGCACCUCUUUCAUCCCGAACUGCGGUCCUUGAUAAGGGAUCCUUUUGUGAGGAGGUGGACCGAGAAGGGCUUUCAGGCGUUAAGGAACUAUGCGGUUAGCGCUGAAGAUAAGCAGCUGGAGAGCAAGAUUGCGAUUGUGGAGAAAUACGGAAACCACAUUCCUGACCUGCUGAACAGGAUAUCACAAUGCCACACAUCUAGUCCUGAGUUUGCAGAUUUUGUCCUGGGCACGAUCCAUAAGGCCAAAGGGCUGGAAUUUGACACUGUGCAAGUAGCCGACGACUUUGUGAUGGUUCCGUUAGCGCGGCACAACCUGGGCAGGAUGCCUGCCUUCCACGUUGACAAAAUCCCGGCCGAUGAAUGGAAUUUGCUGUAUGUCGCCGUGACCCGUGCCAAGAGACGUCUCAUUAUGCCCCAGUUUCUGAGCCGCCUCUUGACGUUGGCUGGGGAGUAUUAUUUAAGACCGGAGCUGACCAGCGAGGUGUGUAAGAGGGAGCCGGUCCAAUGCAUUAUUCAGGGGUGCCUUAAUUCCCUUCCUACUGACUCGUCCCUGACCAUGAAGAAGAGGCCAUUUGCUUACAGCGACGGUGCCAAAGAUCCCGAGGGCUACCUUUGCCACAGCUGUGUGGAGCGGCGUCUCGGUCCUCUGGUGUGGCUGACUGUCUCUCCCGAAGUGAUGCAGACCCUGGAAUCCAUGGAAGAGAUGGUUGCCCUGCCACAGAACUACUAUAACCUCAUGUUGCAUCUGGCUUGAACUCGAGAACGCUUUGCUGGGGUCUCUCGUGCUAGAGGAGAGGGGGAUAAAGGCUGCCGAUCAAGAAGACUCUUUAGUACCCGUACUGAGUGCUGGUCUUUGGGGAACUUUGCAAGUGCAAUUCAAGGAGAGAUGAACUGAAUGAAAGAGCAGCCCCGAAAGAGCAGACAGCGGCAAUAUUUUGAACAUGGCGGGGGCGGGGGGGGAACCAGUUUGCCGCAGUUGCGGCAUUAGAGCCUCUCCCAAUGCUGAGAAGUUUUUGCCGGAGAUACUGCUUCCUUCCAUUUGUACCUAAUCCAUUUUUAAUGUAUAAGAACGCUCUGCCUUUUGUAACAUGGGUGGAGCUUGCUGGAGAAAAGUGGGUAAGAGUUAGUGCAAACAAGAGCUGAUGUGGCAUUUGUCUGAGGUUGGGAAGGACUGUGACGAGUUGUGCGAGUUUGCGUGUGUAUCUGUGUGUUUGUGUGUGUGUGUAAUUCGCAGAGAUGUGGAUUGCUGGUUCCCGCCACCGAUCUCUUUCGGCAGCUUUUGGUCCCAGUUCCUUUUUCUAAUAAUCUGGAAUGUAUAAGCUGCGAUGAGCCUUUAAUCAGACUGUGAGGGACUCGU